AUGGAUGGAGGUGGAAGUGCAGACACGGAGGUGGAAGUGCAGACACUGCCGACGGCAGCGGAUGCGCAAGAGACGGAGCAAGGCGCCCGAUGGAGGAAACUGGCGGCGCCGGGCAGAGGCUUGGGCGGAGCUCCUCCGGCUGGACGCUGGCAAGGAGGAAGGACGUCGCGGAGCGGAGUCGCGAGGAACGCAGGGGCCGCGGGGUGGCUGCGUGCCUACGGGAGCAAAGCGAUGGAAGCGGUGGCGAAGCUGCGGGCCAGCAUGGUGGCCUCCAUGGUCGGCGGCCGUGCAGGUCGCGCAAGGCGAAGGGACGCCGCGGGAGGCAGCGGCGAGCUUGAGGGUCGGUGGCACGCGUGGAGGAAGAGGAUCCUGGGCGUGGAGCUGACGAAGGAGGGCCAAGGGAGGUCACAGGGGGCUCGCCGGUGCGAGAUCCGAGCAGCAGAGGGAGGAGGUGGCGGCGCUAGGUGGAAGGAGGGGAAGGGGAGAUCGAACAAGGCACGCGCUCGAUGUCUCCUACGGCGCGAGGGGGAACGAGAGGGAGAGACCAGGGGAUCGGGAGAGAGCGUGACUAGGGUUGAGAAGGCAGGGGCCGGCUGGGCCUCUGGAAGUGAGGUUUGGGAAGGUCCAAAAAUGUUCAGAUUUUUAGUGGAGCUCCGAAAUAUGAUGAAAUAA
Triticum turgidum subsp. durum (durum wheat) is the source of this 672-nucleotide messenger RNA. The record is from the annotation of a GenBank genome assembly. NCBI's taxonomy places the organism in Eukaryota, Viridiplantae, Streptophyta, Magnoliopsida, Poales, Poaceae.